AUGGCUUCCAACACCCCCAUGGAAGAUGUGAUGCGCGACAAGAUCGCCCACGCUUUCACUCCUGCGACUCUUGUCAUUCGCAAUGACUCCCAUCUACAUGCACACCAUGCCGCUAUGCAAGGAGCGACGUCGAAAGAGACACAUUUCCAUGUUACGAUUACCUCCGCUGCCUUUGAGUCGAAAAUGCAACCUGCCCGACACCGUAUGGUAUACGCUUUAUUGAAGGACGAAAUGAGUCGUGAGGGUGGAAUUCAUGCGUUGCAAUUGAAGACGAAGACCCCAGCAGAGGAGCAGCGUGAGGCUGAAAAGAAGGCCCAGGCUUGA
Penicillium taxi is the source of this 324-nucleotide messenger RNA. RefSeq names its product BolA family protein. The transcript has 3 exons. The record is from RefSeq and is a predicted model, not a curated record. Lineage: Eukaryota; Fungi; Ascomycota; Eurotiomycetes; Eurotiales; Aspergillaceae. The coding region runs from base 1 to 324 and encodes 107 amino acids.